Molecule: messenger RNA, 1173 nt
Organism: Spinacia oleracea (spinach)
Lineage: Eukaryota; Viridiplantae; Streptophyta; Magnoliopsida; Caryophyllales; Amaranthaceae
Exons: 5
Coding region: 257-946 (229 amino acids)
Source: RefSeq, a predicted model, not a curated record
GCUAAUGAUUUUCAAUUUUCCCUUUCUGAAAAAAAAAAAAAACAUUAGAAAAGCUCACAACUCACCAGUCACGAAUCACGAUUACACAUUCACUCCGUGCGGCUCCGGCGGAACCAUCUUCAUCCUGCAACUUUGAGGUAGUGUCAGAACUCGUCAAAACUAUAGUUAUGGAAUGGUUUUGGUAAUUCAUUGAAUUAUUAUCUUACCGGAAGAGCCUUUUCUGAAAACCUCAAACUUACGCUCGCAAAGGGAACACAUGUUUGGCGGUAGAUGUAGUUGGAUCCGUCAUUCAACACGUUUCUUUAAUUUUCAGCAUAAAACAAUAAGAGUUUGCAAUUCCACCACUCAGAACAAUAACAAUUCUCAGCAUACAAGAAGAUUUAGCAGCAAUGACAACAUGAAUGGCAGGGCUACUAAUUUAAGAGAUAUGGAGGGUUACCGUGACUUGGACAACCUUAAUUUUAUGAAGGCUGCUAAGAUCCUUUUCUCUGCUCCUGCUAAGAAGAAGACAUUUGGGCUCGAUUUCCAUCUGGUGCAGCUCUUUUUUGCCCUCAUGCCAUCGUUGGCUGUUUAUCUCGUUGCUCAAUAUGCCCGCUAUGAUAUAAAAAAAAUGGAGGCGGAGGUGGAGCUGAAAAAGAAAGCAGACGAAAAACAGAAGGCAAAAGAAAUGGAAGCAGCUGCUUUGUUGGAAAAAGAAGCAGAGUCUACAAAUCCAGAGCUGUUAAAGGUCAAAGAGAGGUUGGAAGCACUCGAGGAGACUUUGAAGGAUAUUGUGGUAGAAACAAAGAAGCGACCAAUUGAGGAUAAGAGAAAAGAUGUUGCAGAUCAACAUCAACAUCAAGAGAGAGAAGAUGCUAAUAGCAAGUCAGGUGAUAACAAUAUCCCUGUGAAAAACCCAACCAUUCCAGGAGGCAACAUCAGUACAGACACAGAAGCAAAGGGAUAGUGAAAACUGAAAAGAGAAAGUAUCAAGAAGAUGGAAUAUAGUGAGUUUUUUGCUGUAAGUUUUCUAUUUUUGAACACCCUCCUCCUCCUCCCUAUUUAUCGUGCUCAGGUUUUGUCAACCCCUCCAUUCUACAAUGUACAUAGCAGUUACUAUCAUCGGUGCUUUUGUUCCUCAUAUUACCAGCUUCUGAAGAAAUUUUGUUUGUUUAUUUGAAACUAAUUAAAAUC